Molecule: messenger RNA, 494 nt
Organism: Haliotis rufescens (red abalone)
Lineage: Eukaryota; Metazoa; Mollusca; Gastropoda; Lepetellida; Haliotidae
Exons: 5
Coding region: 64-396 (110 amino acids)
Cellular component (GO): extracellular region
Molecular function (GO): serine-type endopeptidase inhibitor activity
Source: RefSeq, a predicted model, not a curated record
CGAGUCAGCUGAUCAGACGCAGCUUGUGACACAAGUCCACGACACGUUGACAAGACAGGGAGAAUGUUGCAUCUUCUAAUAACAGGUCUUGUGGCGACAGUCGUUAUAGUCGAGUCAGCCGGUGUGUGUCCGACUGACCCCCCGGGCACGAUAUAUGCGUGUGCACCCAUGCCCAGGUGUUUCGGGGACGCGUCCUGUGGGGCAGGGCGGAGAUGUUGUCCUCACACGUGCGGCGCCCGGUGUGUUACGAUUGUCCACUGCGAUCCGAUCGACUGCGGUGCAGUCACGUGUUCCUUCGGCUUCCAGACAGACAGUCGGGGUUGUCAGACGUGCACCUGCAGAACAUCCAAACCUUGCACUACCUUGCUGUGUAGGCUGAAUGAAGCUCUGGGAUAGGGACAUCACUUGCAGGACACGACCAGCACGCCUAUCUGUCAACUCUAUGCAUGUAGACAUCCCAUGCUGUGAACUAGAAAUAAAUCGACAACUAUUUA